Molecule: messenger RNA, 417 nt
Organism: Cutaneotrichosporon cavernicola
Lineage: Eukaryota; Fungi; Basidiomycota; Tremellomycetes; Trichosporonales; Trichosporonaceae
Exons: 2
Coding region: 1-417 (138 amino acids)
Source: RefSeq, a predicted model, not a curated record
AUGCCCAUCCUAGAGAGAACGAGGGUUGACAAGCACAGCUCCGACACUGGCUGGAUAGCGACUGGGGCGAUCAUCGGCGCACUCCUCCUCGGCUCGGUGACAUGGUUGAUCUGGUACCGCGCGCGCGUCAACAGUCGACGGGAGAACCAGGCUGCGGCAGCAGAGUUCGGCCAGGAGGUUGUGGAUGCGUGGGAUCCCAGGGACGAGGACGUCAAGUACGAUCCUCAUGACAAGACCGAAGAGUAUACCCCGUCCAGGGUGCCGGUCAGUUCCUUCACUCGGAGGGGACAGCGAGGUGCGGACAAGGUGGCACUGGUGGAGGACAAGGAGGACAAGGUGGCACUGUUGAAGGACAAGGAGGACAAGGUGGCGCGCGGGGAGGAGGAAGAGGAAGGGAUCGACAUGGGUAAGAUGUAA